Molecule: messenger RNA, 1797 nt
Organism: Coccinella septempunctata (seven-spotted ladybird)
Lineage: Eukaryota; Metazoa; Arthropoda; Insecta; Coleoptera; Coccinellidae
Gene: eIF2Bdelta
Product: translation initiation factor eIF-2B subunit delta
Exons: 4
Coding region: 157-1707 (516 amino acids)
Source: RefSeq, a predicted model, not a curated record
CGAAACGUCAUUGACUACUCAACCUCUAUUCAAAAAUAUAAAUGUGAUGUGAUUUAUGAACUCAACAUUUUUUCGAUUUUUAUAUUCCUAUUAAUAAUAUUCAUCAUAUCCCCAGAGACAGGAUUAAUUAAUAUUGAUAACUGAACUUCUGUCAAAAUGGAUAAAAAGAAACCUAACAAAGAAGAAAAAAUAGGUUCAGAUGGUCUAACAAAAAAAGAACGAAGAGCUUUGAAAGUACAAGCUAAACAAACAGAUGAUAAUAAAGCCGAAUUGAAGAUUAAUCAGAAAAAUAAAGAGACCGCUGCAGAAGUCAAAGUUGAAGAAAAUAUUCAGCCAGCAGGAGAAGUACUGUCGAAUUGUUCAGAAAAAAAAGAUAAUAUGAGUGAAAAACAGAAAAGAAAGUUAGAAUGGGAGAAGAAACAAGCAGAGCAAGCUAAACUGACGGAUAAGACUGAUUCAAAGGAAGUUUUAAGUAAAGCUGAACUUAAGGCUAGAAGGAGAGAAAUUCAAGAGGCUCAAAGAUUGGCAAAAAUGAAACAGGAAACGGAGAAGAAUAAGAAUAAUGUUAAAACAACAGAUACCAAAAUAUCUGAUACAAAAAUAGAAGAAAAGGCAAUUUCAAAACCUUGUUCAGCACCUAAAGUUGAAGAAUGUAAAAAUGUAAAUUUUUUCAACCAUCUUCUAGCAUCUAAUAGUUUUAAACCAAUUGAAGAAGUGUACCCUCCAGUUGUACCUGAUGUUCAUCCAGCUUUCAUAAAAUUUGGAAUACUAUAUUGUACUGGUAGUUUGCCAGGUUCUAAUGAGAAAACAGUCAAGUUUUUAUCAGCUAUUGAGAGUUUAGUUCUAACUGUGAAAGUUCCACCUGGUCAAGAAUUUUGUAGGUAUAUAGAAACGGCUUUAGACAGGUCUGUAGAUUUUUUGCAGCAGCGAAAGCAUGUUACAUUUUUUAUGAUGAAUGCUUUCAAAGCAUUCAAAACGUUCUUGAUGCAAUUAGAUAAGAAUCUACCUGAUGAAGAGAAAAAAGAGAAGCUUACUGAUUUCAUUGAUACCUUCAUUCAAGAUCAAAUAAUAAAGGCGGGAAUGGCUAUAAGCUUGAAAAUAAAAGAAAAAAUUUUCAACAAUGAUGAAAUACUGGUUUUUGGUUGGUCACAUACAAUAUUCAAUAUUUUGGUCGACACAUUUAAAGAGCAGAAAAAGGACUUUUCUGUUAUAAUAGUUGAUAGCAGACCAUCCUUUGGAGGGGAAGAGAUGCUCAAAAAAAUUGCUGCUGUUGGUAUCAAACAUCAAUAUGUCAUGAUUCAUGCCUUGAGUCAUGUAAUGCCCUCUGUAACCACAGUAUUACUAGAAGCUGAUGCUCUGAUGACUAAUGGAUAUCUUGUGUCAAAAGCUGGUACGGCUCAAAUUGCAAGGAUGGCACAAUUCUACAGUAAACCUGUCCUUGUAUGUUGCGAAACAUAUAAGUUCACAGAAAAAGAACAAACUGAUGGUAUGGUAUGCAAUGAGCUUGGUAACCCAAAUUUACUCUUUGAAAAUACGAACGCGAUAAGCCCUUUGGAAAAAGAGGAGAAAAACAAACCAAUUGCCUUCAAUCUCUUGUUUGAUGUCACACCUUCAGAUUUAGUAACGGCAGUUUUCACAGAAUUGGCCAUAUUGCCAUGUUCCAGCGUACCAGCGGCAUGCAAAGCCGCAAGAAUCCUCAAUAUGUAGUUUUGAAUGCAGUUUUGACUAUUCUGAAGUGUUUCUGAGCUAAUAUAUAUAUAUAUACUGAAUGAGAUUAACAGUAAAAAUUUAUCUUCA